ACCAUUGGUCGACCAAUCGACUAAUCGAGUCGAUCAAUUGAGCAUCUAAAGUUGUCGAACCUGGAUCCUUAUUUAAUGACGAAGUAGACAUUUCGCGCCUUUUCAAACAGACCGAUUAAUUCGACGUAGAUAACAUACAAGUGGAUAUUUUGAUUAAUUGUUGUUGUCACUUGAUAUAAUAAAUAUAAAAAAAUGCAGGGCUCCAUACACUCACUAGUUCAGAAUCCACAAAUUGAUCCGGAAGACACUAUCAGUAUUUUAGUAGCUACAGAUAUUCAUCUCGGUUUUAACUACAAGAAAAAGAGAGGAGGACAGUCUGACGAUAGUUUUAUAACGUUCGAGGAAAUAUUGAAAUAUGGUAAAGAUAAUGAAGUCGAUUUGAUUUUGCUCGGUGGAGAUCUUUUUCACGAUACUAAACCAUCGCAAACUACGUUGCUCAAAUGUAUGGAACUGCUGCGAAAAUAUUGUCUGGGUACAAGAGAAUGCAAGCUAGAAUUUUUAAGCGAUUCAGAAGUGGUUUUUCAACACUGUGCACAAAAGCAUGUGAAUUAUGAAGAUCCCAAUUUGAAUGUUUCAAUGCCAAUAUUCACCAUUCAUGGAAAUCAUGAUGAUCCAAGUUUUGAUGCUGUUGGAUCUAUGGAUGUACUGUCAGCUACUGGAUUUGUGAACUAUUUUGGCAAGUGGACAGAUCUCACACAUGUGGAGAUAUCACCUAUAAUUUUAAAGAAACGUAAUACACAUGUUGCGCUUUAUGGUUUGAGUUACAUCAAUGAUCAAAGGUUGUCCAGAUUGUACAGAGAUGAGAAGGUGGAACUGAAACGUGUAAAAGACAUAGAUACCUUCAACAUAUUUGUUUUACAUCAGAAUCGAGUGAAGCACGGCGAGUUUGUUCACAUACCGGAAACAAGGCUGCAUAAUUUUCUUGAUUUAGUUAUUUGGGGUCACGAGCACGAAUGUCGUAUUACACCUGAAAAAAUUGCAGAUCGCAAAUACUACAUUUCACAACCAGGAAGCUCAAUUGCUACUUCUUUGUGUGAAGGCGAGUCAAAACCCAAGCAUGUGGGUCUUUUGAAAAUAAAUAAGGAUCAGUUUAAGAUGAAAGCAUUGAAAUUAAAAAGUGUUCGACCGUUUAUUUUUGAUAAUAUUGUUCUCCGCGAUCACGACAUCAAGAUAGGAGACUGUGUCUCGAUAGCGGAUUCUAUAAGUCAGUAUAUAGAUCGAUACAUCGAAAACGAAAUCAUGCCGCGGGUUGCUACACAACUUACAGGAUAUCCUAAUCAGCCACUGCAACCUUUAAUUCGAUUGAGAAUAUUUUACGAGGACGACAGUGAACAAUUUGACACUUUAAGUUUAGCACAAAAAUAUUGCGAUGAAGUUGCUAAUCCAUUGGAAAUGAUUCUAUUCCGCAAAAUGAAAAGCGGAGAAAAAAUAAAGCACGGAAGUGAUCUAAAUGAAGAUCUAGAUGACAUUGCAGAAUUGUUUCAGGGAGAUAUAGGACAGGAUUGGACUAGCACAGUGCCGGGCGGAAUCAAGAAGUAUUUCGACAUGGAAGAAAAUAAAGAUAAAUUAACGGUAUUGACCGUAACGGGAUUAAAUGAGGCGUUAAAUCGAUAUGUUGAUCGAAAUGAUAUAGAUGCCUUCAAAAACAUCGUGAGAUAUCAAAUGGAAAUCACCGCUAAAUAUAUAAAAGAACAAAAUACUGGAUCUGUAGAAGAUAUUCGUCAAGAAAUUAAAAAUUUUCGCGAUAAAAGACUUUCAGAGGAGCAACAAGAGCAGACUAAUGUCCGGAAGGCAUUGACCAAUCCUAGUCUGACGAGUCCGAGAAGUGUUACGAAAUCUCGCGGUAUUGAUCUGACGAACAGUGACAAUGACGAUGACGAUCUUGCUUUAUCGUUCUCUAAGACCAGAGGAAGAGGUAGAGGUUCAAGAGGUGGCAGAGGAUCCAGAGGUGGUCGCGGAAGAGGGAAAACUACAAACGAGAAAUAUACUUCCAUUGCAACAAUACAAAAUCUUAGAAGCGCACAAUCGAGCAGAAAAAGGGACUUUAUUGUGAUAGAUGAUUCAGAUUAAGUAAUAUUUUUAUAUAAACAAGAGAGAAAAAAAAUAUGUAAUGUGUUAAGAAA
Molecule: messenger RNA, 2123 nt
Organism: Pseudomyrmex gracilis
Lineage: Eukaryota; Metazoa; Arthropoda; Insecta; Hymenoptera; Formicidae
Gene: mre11
Product: double-strand break repair protein MRE11
Exons: 12
Coding region: 193-2070 (625 amino acids)
Biological process (GO): double-strand break repair via homologous recombination; mitotic G2 DNA damage checkpoint signaling; telomere maintenance
Cellular component (GO): nucleus; Mre11 complex
Molecular function (GO): 3'-5'-DNA exonuclease activity; manganese ion binding; DNA endonuclease activity
Source: RefSeq, a predicted model, not a curated record